AUGGCACCCCCUAAAGUGACUCUCUACGUCGAUAUCGUCAGCCCGUUCGCAUACAUUGCGUUUCACGUCUUGAAGAACUCCUCCACAUUUGCAAAGUGUGAAGUCACUUAUGUCCCCAUUUUCCUCGGUGGCCUGUUCCAGCAAUGCGGAAACCUGCCACCCCUGAACAUCAAGAAUGGAUCAAUGCGGAACGAAUCCGAUGGGCCAAAUACUUUUCCGUCCCCAUCUGCGACACUCCCCCCAAGGGCUUCCCCAUCAGCACCGUCGCCGUACAGCGGGCCCUCUGUGUCAUUGCCCAACAGAGCCCGCAGAAGUUACCCCGCCGCUAUCGAGGCGCUCUAUCACUCGUUCUGGGUCCAGUCCAAUUCUGAGAUUGGAAAGCCCGCGGGCUUUGGGCCCAUUCUCGAGAGUGUUCUCGGACCGGAGGCGACGAAGGAGGUUCUGAAUGCGAUCACACAGCCCGAAGUCAAAGCCCUCCUCUCAGCCAACACAGACCGAGCCUUCAAGGCAGGUGCCUUUGGUCUCCCAUGGUUUGAAUGUACCAAUGCAGCCGGUGAGCAGCAGGGGUUCUGGGGAAUCGACCAUCUCGGCCAAGUCGUUGACUUCUUGGGGCUGGAGCGUGGUAAAGAGGCGGGAUUCAAGGCGUUGCUUUGA
Molecule: messenger RNA, 654 nt
Organism: Penicillium oxalicum
Lineage: Eukaryota; Fungi; Ascomycota; Eurotiomycetes; Eurotiales; Aspergillaceae
Product: putative 2-hydroxychromene-2-carboxylate isomerase
Exons: 4
Coding region: 1-654 (217 amino acids)
Biological process (GO): glutathione metabolic process
Cellular component (GO): mitochondrion; peroxisome
Molecular function (GO): glutathione peroxidase activity; glutathione transferase activity
Source: RefSeq, a predicted model, not a curated record